AUGGCCGAUCGUCGUCGUACCAAUGCGCCUGCAGGCAGCACAUCUGCGCCCAUCUUUGUUUCCUCCACAGAAUCCACAUCAUCGCAACGACCAACUCGCCAAAGAUCCUCUUCUACGCCUCGUAAAAUCUUCCUACAGACAGGCCUUGUGCCAUCUGCUUCUGGAUCAGCCUAUUUCGAACUUCAUCCUUCCACCGAUGCCGCAAGGACAACUCUCGUAGCUCAAAGCGGCACUCUCAAACUUACUUGCACUGUUCACGGUCCGCGACCACUUCCUCGCACCGCCGCUUUCAGCCCGAAUCUACUUCUCAGCACACACGUCAAGUUCGCACCGUUUGCAAGUCGCCAAAGAAGAGGUUAUCUUCGCGAUACUGCAGAGAGAGACCUUGGACUGCAUCUUGAAACAGCACUACGAGGUGUGGUGAUUGGCGAGCGCUGGCCCAAAUCUGCCGCCGAAGUCGUCAUUACAGUUCUGGAGAGUGAAGAGGAUGACUGGUGGCGUGAUGAUGAUGCCAGCAAGAAGAACAUUGGAGGUGUAGGCUUGAUGAAUGUGCUGGCUGGUUGUGUCACUGCUGCAAGUGCUGCUCUCGUGGAUGCCGGAAUUGACUGCGUGGAUCUUAUUUCUGGUGGUGUCGCAGCAGUCACUGGCGAAGGAAAUGGAGAACUGGUACUGGAUCCUUGCCCGAGCGAACACAAUGAUCUGCGUGCGGCAGCUGUAGUCGCGCAUCUUCAGUCAAGAGACGAACUCACAGAAUUGUGGGUCAAGGGCGAUGCUGGAGAAGGUUUCGAGACACUCGUCGAUCGUGCUGUGGAUGCAGCAGGUUUAUCGAGAAGUGUGCUCGCCGAGGCUGUCAGAGAGGCUGCCGAGGUCAAGACUAGUCCACAGGAUAUGGAUACUGGCAAGCAGGAGGUGGUCAAGGCUACCGAUGUCGACAUGACAGGAUGA
Aureobasidium vineae is the source of this 945-nucleotide messenger RNA. The record is from the annotation of a GenBank genome assembly. Lineage: Eukaryota; Fungi; Ascomycota; Dothideomycetes; Dothideales; Saccotheciaceae.